Messenger RNA from Daldinia caldariorum, 495 nucleotides. Its product is annotated as chitin synthesis regulation, resistance to congo red-domain-containing protein. Gene Ontology annotation, biological process: vesicle-mediated transport. The coding region runs from base 1 to 495 and encodes 164 amino acids. The record is from RefSeq and is a predicted model, not a curated record. The transcript is spliced from 2 exons. Gene Ontology annotation, cellular component: intracellular membrane-bounded organelle. Lineage: Eukaryota; Fungi; Ascomycota; Sordariomycetes; Xylariales; Hypoxylaceae.
AUGGCGCCGCUUAUCGAUAUAAUUGGCGACGAAUUGGCAAAGCGAGCCUACUGCAGACAGAAUGAGUAUUACAGAUACGGCAGGUGCUACAGCGCCUGGUACUGGUACGGUCGAUGGAUCUUCGCCGCCGUGAUCAUUGUCCUUAUCAUCGCCAUUCUUUUCGUCAUGAUAUGCGUCAACUCCCGCCGUCGUAAGCGUCGCGGUCUCCAGCCAAUGUACGGAACCGGCUGGAUGGCUAGAAACGCCGGUCCGAACAACAACGCCGCAUACUACAACAACAAUCCUCAGCCGGGCUACCAAAACCCCCCUCCGGCAUACGGAGCGCCUCCCGGCCAGUCGUUCCCGAUGCAAAAUCAGUACACGGGCACUACUUUCUCGCCUAACGACGGCUACUACGGCCAACACGAGGGUGUCCAGGCACCGAAGAACGUCUACAAUAACAACAACCACAAGGACGAUUAUGCUCCCCCCGAGGGCCCCCCGCCUAACCGAUAA